GUCAUAUGACUUAGGACGAUGGCUGCGCCGGACGGUGCGCUCCUGUGUCUCUGCUUCAUUCUCCUCUGUCCUGGGAUCCUGGGGGAUGAGGAUUCGACCCCAAGAUGUGGGUACCAGGCCUGUCCUGCUGUCAAGCCUGAGAUGCUCAAUGUUCACCUGGUGGCCCACACUCAUGAUGAUGUGGGCUGGCUAAAGACAGUGGAUCAGUACUAUUACGGAGGCAAGACAGAGAUCCAGCGCGCUGGGGUACAGUACAUCCUAGACUCUGUCAUCCCACAGCUGCAGGCUGACCCGAGCAAGCGAUUCAUCUACGUGGAGAUCGCCUUCUUCUAUCGCUGGUGGAAGCAGCAGACGGAGGCAGUGAAGAGCGUGGUGAAGCAGCUGGUCAACGAAGGUAGGCUGGAGUUUGUAAAUGGGGGCUGGUGCAUGAAUGACGAGGCGACCACCCACUACAGUUCCAUCAUCGAUCAGAUGACCCUGGGCUUCCAGUUUCUCAACGAUACUUUUGGAGAGUGCGGGCGUCCCCGUGUAGCCUGGCACAUCGACCCGUUCGGACAUUCCAGAGAGCAAGCUUCCCUGUUCGCACAGAUGGGAUUCGACGGCCUUUUCUUUGGCCGCAUUGAUUAUCAGGACAAAAAUAUCAGAAAGAAUCUCCGAGAGAUGGAAAUGGUGUGGAGAGCCAGCGCCAAUCUCCCAAAACCAACUGCUGAUUUGUUCACAGGUGUCCUCCCCAAUGGAUACAACCCUCCUAGGAUGUUGUGCUGGGAUGUCCUUUGUUCAGAUGAGCCCAUCAAAGAUGAUAAAGAUUUGGAUGAGUAUAAUGUGGAUGAAAUUGUGUCAUACUUCCGACAAGUUGCGCACGUACAGGCAAAGCAUUACAGAACCAAGCACAUCAUUAUGACCAUGGGAUCGGACUUCCAAUUCCAAGAUGCAAACAUGUGGUACAAGAACCUGGACAAGCUCAUCAAAUACGUGAAUGCUGCGCAAAGCUCCGGGAGUAACGUCAAUGUGCUCUACUCCACCCCCUCCUGCUACCUGCACGAGUUAAACAAGGCAAACCUCACCUGGUCGGUCAAGACCGAUGAUUUCUUCCCAUAUGCAGACGGUCCUCAUCAGUUCUGGACGGGUUACUUCACCAGCCGCCCUGCCUUGAAGCGAUAUGAGAGGAUGAGCAACAACUUCCUACAAAUCUGUAAUCAGUUGGAGGUCCUGGCAGCUUCAAAGGCUCAAAACGGUCCUUAUGGUGUUGGAGACAGCUCUGUAUUGAGGAAGGCGAUGGGGGUGGCUCAGCAUCACGAUGCAGUCUCUGGGACAGAGAAGCAGCACGUUGCGAAUGACUACGCCAAGAGACUCUCCAAAGGCUGGGAUCGGUGUGAGGUGCUCAUAAGUAACGCACUGUCAAGUCUCAGUGGAUCCAAGCAGGAUUUUGUCUUCUGUAACAAACUCAACAUCAGUGUCUGUCCUCGAAUCGAAGAGCUUAGCAAUUUCACAGUCACUCUGUACAAUCCCCUGGCCAGGGCAGUGAGGACAUACGUGCGACUACCUGUCAAUGGCACAAAGUACAUCGUCUCUGACCCAAAAGGCAGCUCAGUGCUAAACGAGGUUGUUGCCGUGUCAAACUUCACGAAAGCGCUGCGGAAGAACCGUGGCUACGCAGUGAACGAGCUGGUGUUUGAGGCCUGGGUUCCAGCUUUGGGCUUUAGCACUUACGACGUGUCCAGGAAGCCGGAGAGGUUCACGUUCCGCAGACUGGUCAGGUCGUUGGGUGAGCUUCAGGACGAGAGAACGAGCACCCUGUUCAUUGAAAACAAUUAUGUCCGAGUGUCAUUUGACAAGAACACCGGUCUGAUCAGUGCCAUUGAGAACCUGCACAAGAAUCUUACGCUACCUGUUACACAAAAUUUCUACUGGUAUCACGCCAGUGUAGGCAACGAGCAAAGCAACCAAGCCUCGGGUGCCUACAUUUUCAGGCCAUACCAAGAAGAACCUUUACCAAUGUCUAAGAUCGUGAACACAUACACAGUACAGACAGAGUUAUUUCAGGAAGUUUAUCAGAACUUCUCGUCGUGGUGCUCACAGGUAGUCAGAUUGUACAAAAAGCAGAAGUUUGUGGAACUGGAUUGGACUGUUGGACCGAUUCCUGUGUCUGACCUAGUUGGCAAAGAAGUCAUCAGCCGUUUUGACACAUCCUUAAAAACAAGUGGAACUUUCUACACAGAUUCCAAUGGGAGAGAGAUCCUAAAACGAAGGAGAAAUUAUCGACCAACAUGGCCAUUAAAUCAAACCGAGCCAGUGGCUGGGAACUACUACCCUGUGAAUAGUCGUAUCUACAUGAAGGACGGCAAGAUUCAGCUGACUGUGCUGACUGACCGAUCGCAGGGAGGGAGCAGCAUUGCAGAUGGUUCAUUAGAGCUUAUGGUUCAUCGGAGGCUGCUGCAGGACGAUCAGAGAGGUGUGGGUGAGCCACUGUCGGAGCCUGGCUUCGAUGGGAAGGGUCUGAUGGUGCGAGGGAAGCACUUCGUCUUCCUCGAUACAGUUGAGGACUCUCCAGAGCUCCAGCGGCUGAAGGCCGAGGCAGAGUACAUGGCUCCGCUGGCAGUUAUGGGUGUGGGCUCAGAGGCACCCUACAACGAACACCAGGCUCCCAUUAAGGAGUUCUCGGCCCUGAAGGAGGAGCUUCCCCACAACGUCCACCUCCUCACCCUGGCUCAGUGGGACUCCGAGUCCAUCAUUCUACGCCUGGAGCAUCAGUUUGAACAAAGCGAGAGCAAAGUCUACUCCAAGCCCCAGACCGUGAAUUUGGCACAUUUGUUUUCUGCAUUUGAGAUCACAUCCGUGGAGGAAAUGUCUCUGGGUUUCAACCAGCAGAAGAAGGACAUGUCCAGGCUCACCUGGAAUACUGCACAAGAGAAGGAUGGCUCCAACUCGUUCUCCAGCCAUAACAGUACCUCCGAGCACACUGUGACUCUUCAUCCAAUGGAAAUCCGCACCUUUCGUGUUCGCAUUCGCCAGGGCUAACCACCUUUGGCUAACUAGGACCGAGAAUACUGCAAGAAUGAGCCAAACAGGCACAUGACAUUCCUGAAUCAAUCCACACUGGGUCUUUUAACCUUGGCUGGAUAGUGCCUUCCACUGCUCCAAUGCCUCCCUAUUAGCAAGGGCUGGGCCUUUUUUUAAAAGUUCCUGCACUUCUUAAUCCAUACUUCGUGGAUUUGGCUUCUAUUGGCACAUUUUAAAGGGGUCAGUCAGUCACCUAACUGAUUUUGGAAUAUAAUUGGCAUCUUACACCUUGGAGCAGCUACCCUCUUACUUGCCUCCUUUUUAUUUCAAUGGUUAAGGGAAAAUAACAAGAAGCAAUCAGGUAAUAUUUUGGAUCCAUUCCCGUUCAGUACUCUUUUCCUCCACAUCCACGAACCCACGCGCCAGCCUUUCUGUUACAAGGAGGGAGGAUUUUGUGUUCUUAACCUUUUGGGGCAGGUUAACAGUCAUUUUAGGCCAAACAAAGAUUCUAUAAGUGUGCAAUAUACCUUUUCCAAAAUGUGCCCUUGGUUAAGUGCAUCCAUGCAAAAUCUUUGCUAUAUCAAGGGGUACAAAGUACAAGGUUCCUUCCUCCCUUUAACAAAUCCUUUGCUGGAACCCUGAAAACAACAAAUGCAUUGUGGCUGAACUGACCAGACAAUCAUUAACCUUUUUUUCCCCCCUCUACCAGCCCCACCCCAAUAAAAUGAAGGGAGUCUGUAUAAUUCAGAUUAAAGCAUCUGGGAGACUGUGCAAUAGGUUUUUAAAUUCCUGGUGACCACUUUUAUACAGAAAGUCCCAUUUGAAUCCAAUAAUGAAGAAAGAUAGAUUUGGUCAAAGUAUUGUUUAACUUGGGUAUUAAUGCAAGAGUCAAAGCAUGGAAACACUAGUAUAAGAAGUAGGUGAAACUGCCCAUCAGCUAAUUGUGCCCCCUACUCAAGUGACAUAAAACAGAUGUUCCCAAUGUGUGGUUCUUGUGCACUCUGAGGAUAUCUGGGGAAAACCAGGCAAUGGUGGGAGUUGGAGAGAAGGGAACAUGGGGGAAAUAUUGUCUGGCAAAUUAUUGGCAUUUAAGGGACUAAAUGUGCUGGGAGAGAUACAAGGAUUUGAAUGGAAGGGGGCAACCACUAAAAUGUGACAGCAUCGAACAUGAAGUGUAAAUUUGUACCUUGUUUUUAAACAAAGGCCAUAAAAAUUAACGAAAUAAACCUCAGGUCGACACGUACCAGUGCAAGUAUUUUUUU
This is a messenger RNA of Pristis pectinata (smalltooth sawfish), 4262 nucleotides long. It is a transcript of the gene man2b1, whose product is annotated as mannosidase, alpha, class 2B, member 1. Gene Ontology annotation, biological process: mannose metabolic process. Bases 19 to 3018 code for a protein of 999 amino acids. Gene Ontology annotation, molecular function: carbohydrate binding; alpha-mannosidase activity. NCBI's taxonomy places the organism in Eukaryota, Metazoa, Chordata, Chondrichthyes, Rhinopristiformes, Pristidae. The transcript has 24 exons. The record is from RefSeq and is a predicted model, not a curated record. Gene Ontology annotation, cellular component: lysosome.